AUGAUUUGUCCCGCGAGCGCAGCAACCUCUACAACGCAUUAUCACAGUGCUUGCAUCAAACAAUCAACUAGAGCAAACAUCCUUCGCACAUUGUUUCCUCGGGUACAUUUUCCUCAGCCCUUAUCACGCAUUGACAAGCUCGCCAUCCUUGGUGUUCGCUCAUUCGACAAUACUCGCAGCGAGACCAUUCAGUUUCAUGCACCGCUCACUUUGAUUGUUGGAUACAAUGGUUCAGGGAAAACUACAAUCAUCGAAUGUCUCAAAUAUGCCACCACUGGGGACUUGCCACCCAAUAGCAAGGGGGGAGCAUUUAUCCAUGACCCAAAGAUGUGUGGCGAGAAAGAGGUUCUCGCUCAGGUAAAGCUUUCGUUCAAGUCUACAAGUGAUGCAAAAAUGGUAUGCACUCGUUCUCUACAACUCACAGUUAAGAAGACGACUCGGCAACAAAAGACUUUGGAGGGCCAGCUACUAGUAGUUCGGAACGGCGAGAGAUCUACGAUAAGCUCAAGAUGCGCCGAAUUAGAUCAGGUUAUGCCACAAUAUCUUGGAGUAUCAAAAGCGGUAUUAGAAUAUGUUAUCUUCUGCCACCAGGAUGAGAGCCUCUGGCCUUUGAGUGAACCAGCUGUAUUGAAGAAGAGGUUUGAUGAGAUAUUUGAGGCUUUGAAGUACACCAAGGCUAUCGAUAAUAUUAAAAUCUUGAGGAAGAAGCAGAAUGAAGAGCUGGGCAAUCUCAAAAUUUUGCUAGAGCAAUACCGAACGGACAAGGAUCGAGGUGAACGGGCAAAACGCCGGUCUGAUGAACUUCAUGACGAGAUUGAGUCGAUGAGACUUGAGGUAACGGAACUGAGUCGUCAGAUAUCAGAAAUUGUGGCUCAGCAGGCACAACUGUUCGCCACUGCUAAAGGGUUUGAGGAAACUAUCGCUACCUUGAAUGCAAAGAAACAAGAGGCCCGCACUAUGGAGACCUACAUUGAUGAAAUUUCCCAGCAUCUCACUCACUUCGAGGAGUCUGAUGCUGAACUGGAGAGAAUGCAACACGAGUAUGGGAAGCGGAUGAAUACCUACCAGGAGCAUAUUGAAGCUAAGAAAGCCAAGUAUGUCGAAGUGGAUCGUGAUCUUGACCGAGUUAGGAGACGUCUCGGAGAAAAGCUCACGGAGGAGGGUCGUAUUCAGGCCGAACAAACUGCCUUUGAAGCACAACUCGUUGAGCGUGAGAAGUUGAUUAAGGAAAUCAGCCGGCGACAUGGUAUCAGAGGAUUUGACAGCCAGCUUGACGAUUCUCAGAUUAGAGAAUUCAUAGACAAAGUUUCUGGGAUGUCCCGCGAUCAGAGCUUGACACUGGAGCGUAUCAAGCGUGAAAAUGCUGAGGAGAUGAGAGGGGCUCAGGAGGAGCUAAAUGAAAUCAUCAAUAAGCGUAGGUCUUUAACUGGGCUAAAAGACCACCAUCAGUCUUCCGGGAGAUCGGUGGACGAUACGUUAGCAGCUCUACAGCAAGAAUUGGAUAGUAUCGAUGUGAAUGAGGGCCAGGAAGCUAUUUUGAAGUCUCAGUUGCAAGAUAAAGAACACCAGCAUGCAACUGCGGAGCAGUCUUUCAGGAAUUCUAGUUUCGAUGGGAGCAUUAGGGCUGAAAACUCAAAGCUCAGGGGUAUCGAGGAUGAGUUGGAGAGUGUCACUACCGAGCUUGCAAAGGGGACCAAGCAGGCAGAUGAACGAGCCAAACUGGGAUUCUUGAAGAAGGAGUUAGAAACGAGAAGGAUGGCAUUGGAGACUAUGUCUGUGGCAAACAAAGAAAAGAUUGACCGACUAAUUGAUCAGCCCUGGACUGCAAGUACUGUGGAAAGCCAACUCCAACGGGUCUUGAGUAACCGGCAGGACGAACUUACGGAAGCCACGAGUCUUCGCGAUGGUGUUAAUCAGGAGUUGGGGAAUAUUGAGACUAGAAUUAACAUCGCCAAAGACGGAAUUAGAACGAAGAAACUCGAGGCUUCGAGAUGCGAGAGGGAGGUCCGGGCAGCAUAUGAUGCGGAAGAGCAAGAGGACAUUCGCCAAUAUCCCGGAGUUGCCGAAGAAGUGGAGAAAAACUUGACUGAGGCACGAACGCGUUUGGAGCAGGUUGGUUUCUACAAGCAAUACUUUGAGACCGCAGUAAAAACGCUACAGGAACAUGGUUCGUGCGUUCUGUGCAGGAGAAACUUUGAGAGCGCCCUUGAUAGAAAGAAUUUCCAAGAAUUAGUUACUACACGUUUGCAAUCGGUGAUGACGGCAAAUACAGAGGAUAUAAUUCGCGAAUUGGAAGAAGACCUAAAACACAUAAAGGAUGCUGCGCCAAGCUUUGGCUCUUGGAAGCGCCUGACAGAGAUUGAGCUCCCAAAGCUUGAGGCAGAUCUUCAGAAGUUGAAUCAGACCAAGGAACUUCUUUUGGAGGAAUACAAUCAGCAUGAGAAAAAUGCCACUGAGAAGGCGCACAAAAAAUUCGAAGCGGAAUCACUAAGGGCUCCAGUGGCCGAGAUUGCUAAGUAUACGAGGGAAAUCUCCAACUAUGAAAAACAAGUUGAGGACGCCUCUCGUCUCCUGCAAGAACUGGGGGGUUCACGCACGAUUGAGGAAAUGCAAAGUGAGAUGCAACGCCUGAAUGAUGGAGCUAAAGUUAUCAAAAGAAGAAUCAAUGUGCUUAUCGCGGAAAAGGAGACUGCUCGCCAUUCGAUCACCCUUCUUGACGGCCAAGUAAGAGAUCUUCGGAUGAAAUUUGGCGAAUUGAACUUCAAGAUCAGCAAGGCCCAAGAUCUCGUGAAGCGGAUUGAAUCUCAUAAGCAGGAGGCCGUCAUGCAUACCACCGCUAUUGAGGAGAUAGAUCAAAAGAUUAGGGAGCUGGCCCCCAAGAUACAACGGGCAGAAGCCAAAGUCCAAAUGAUACAGGAUGAUGGGGCUGGGAAGGAAAACCGACACCAACGGGAUGCAAUGAAACUCGCUGAGAGUGACAUGCAAUUGAAAAGGACUCAACACGGUAUUGGCAAUUACCUUAACCGUGGGGGGCCAGAGCAGUUAAAUCGGUGCCGCCAUCAAGUGCAAACAUUGCAAGUCGAGGUCAAAAAGCAUGAGGCCGAAGUCACAAGUAUCCGGGUUGAAGUGAACAAUCUCGAAAUCGAAGAAGGGACCGCAACGUCGACUGAGCGGAGUAUCCACGAGAACCUCCGAUUCCGGAAGAACAAGAGGGAUUUGGAGAAGUUAAAUGUGGAAAUCCGGGAGUUGGAGGGUAAAAACGCUGACGCCGAACGACAUCGUUUCCAAAGGAAUGCCGAGGUGCUUUCUGAUAAACAUAUGAGGCUGUCAUCUGAGAAAUCGGCGAAGGCGGGAGAAAUGAGGUCUAAAGACAAGCAGCUCGAGCAACUCAUUGCCGACUACCAAACCGACUAUGCAGAUGCGAAGCAGAAGUAUAAGGAAACGUUGGCCAAGGUCCAAACUACGACGGGAGCUACUAACGAUCUUGCGAAAUACGGUGCGGCGUUGGAUAAGGCUGUUAUGAGGUAUCACAGUUUGAAAAUGGAAGAGAUAAAUCGCAUUAUCGAGGAACUAUGGAAAUCCACCUACCGGGGGACCGACGUUGAUACAAUCCUUAUACGGUCUGAUAACGAGAACGCCAAGGGCAACCGUUCUUACAACUAUAGGGUUUGUAUGGUAAAGCAAGACGCCGAAAUGGAUAUGCGAGGACGGUGCAGCGCUGGUCAAAAGGUUCUGGCGAGUAUCAUUAUCCGCCUAGCACUAGCCGAGUGCUUUGGCAUAAACUGCGGUCUCAUCGCCCUUGAUGAACCGACUACAAACCUCGACAGUGACAACAUCAGAUCACUGGCUAAGAGCUUGCACGAGAUAAUCCAGACUCGUCAAGCACAGUCUAACUUUCAAUUGAUUGUCAUCACUCACGACGAAGACUUCUUAAAAGAAAUGCAGUGCCAGGAUUACUGUGAUCAUUAUUAUCGAGUUUCUAGGAAUGAUAGGCAGAAGUCUAUCAUUGAGAGGCAAUCUAUUGCGGAGGUGAUUUAAUGAUUUGUUUUUCUAUCUUGGGGACCUUUGCGAUGGUAACACUAUUAUGUGGUUCAAAACCUGAUUGGAAGUCAGUGUGGCGGCUGUUAA
Tuber melanosporum (Perigord truffle) is the source of this 4128-nucleotide messenger RNA. RefSeq lists its product as uncharacterized. Gene Ontology annotation, cellular component: Mre11 complex; nucleus; condensed nuclear chromosome. The transcript is spliced from 19 exons. Gene Ontology annotation, biological process: telomere maintenance via telomerase; double-strand break repair; chromosome organization involved in meiotic cell cycle. Bases 1 to 4038 code for a protein of 1345 amino acids. Gene Ontology annotation, molecular function: double-stranded telomeric DNA binding; ATP hydrolysis activity; single-stranded telomeric DNA binding. The record is from RefSeq and is a predicted model, not a curated record. NCBI's taxonomy places the organism in Eukaryota, Fungi, Ascomycota, Pezizomycetes, Pezizales, Tuberaceae.